UCGAGAUGCAUAGAGCUUAGGUUAUGCUAAUUAUUAUGCUAAUUAUUAUGAAAAACAAAAGGGACCCGUAUAAAAGCAUGGUUUUUGGGGUCUUUUGAGAUUGAGCACGAUUCAUGUAUAGUGGUGUAUUUUUUGUACAUGGAUGUUUAUAUUUAGUGGCCAAAUUACGAGAACCGUACGUUUGACGCAUUGCAUUGAAAUAAAGACUUAUCUGUAUACCGGUCGUCGUUUUAAUAGUAGUUUAUGUACGAGUAUCUUGCUGGUCACAUAAGCCUGGAAUUGUUGAAGCUUAUAUAGUUCUCGUAAUUGUUGUUUAAUCGAUCAGCAAUGACUCAGAAACGAAAGGGUCAAGGUAAAAAGUCGAAAAUUAAAGGCUUAUCAAAACGCGUACUUCAGCCGUCUGGCGAACAGUUAAGUCCUCCAGGUCAAGUGAGUCGAGCUAAAUCUGGAGAGAAUUCGCUUAACAAUACGAAUCAAGACAUGAUUGAAUCCGCUGAAGAUGACGGUAGCGAGCGAGCUGAAAGCGGACCGAACGUCGUCGUACAAAACAAGCAAGUUGUCGUUUCUGACGAGGCUUCGACGAGUUUGGGUUCGCCGGAGCGAGUAGCAGACGAACAGGAACAGGAGCUUGAACUUGGUCUAAGUCAGGUCGCUUCAUUUUUGAAGGAUAAUUCGGUUUUAUCGCCUCUUGCUCCUGUAUUCCAGUCCAAUUCUAAUAUCGGUAAACAAGCAGCUUCUCACGUGAACGUCACGCGGACUGCUCGUGCGUGGGAAAAGCCGACGCAAACAACAAAUUUUGAAGACAACGGGGCUGGAGUAACGAGCGCGCUUGAUUCAAAAUGGGCAGAACGGUUUCGUGAACUUGAAGAAUUGGAAAUUAAUAGAAGAGAAGAGCUGAACAAGCAGAUGAGGGAGGCAAGGCUUAAACUAGAGAAAGAAAUGCAUCAGGCGAGAAUUGAGCAUGAGAUGGCUAUGAAGAAACGGGAAAUACAACGACGUCGAGAUGAGCUUCGGAAGCUUGAAGAAGAAGUUUUUGGUAAUGAUAUUGAACAUCAACUGUCGGACAGGGAAAGUAGUAACGCUCGUGAACCAGAUAAAAACCCAGUCCAGCAACCUUCAACUCCAAUCGACAGAAGCAGUUUAAGUCAGCGCUUGGCGAUACCUCCUACCGGAAAUUGUGUACCCCAAGAAAGUAUAAUAACCAGUGGAACUGGAUGUCAAACUCAGCAAAGCUUGCAACGAGACAAUUCGUCGCAGUUACAAUAUCUAUUAGAGAAGCAGCAGAUUACGAUGGACGAAGUAGUGAAGGGAUUAAGAAUGCCUCAAAGGGAAUACAUGAGUUUUGAUGGCGAACCUCGCAACUUUCCGUUGUUCAUGAAGAAUUUUGAAGUGAAUGUCGAGAGUAAAGAAAGUAAUGAUGCAGAUCGACUGAAUUACCUUAUUCAGUAUUGUAAAGGAACAGCAAGACAAGCGAUAGAGCAUUGCAUCAUUAUGCCUCCGGAUCAAGGAUACAAGCGUGCUAAGGAAAUCCUGAGAAAAAACUUUGGUCGAAAUCACAUCGUAACCCAAGCAUUCCUUGAGAAAGUCUUGAAUGGACCGCCAAUUAGAGUAAACGAAGCCGAGAAAUUGUCGCAGCUAGCAAGAGAUAUGGAAACGUGUCUCCUUGGUUCUAUUCAGUUAGGAAAUCGGGCAAGUAUCAAUUCGAUGGACACUCUGGGAAGGGUAGUUAGCCGCCUUCCAAUGCAUCUCAAGUCAAAAUGGGCUGAUAAAGCAAGCCAUAUGUACGACAAUCACAUCACACCAGAUUUCUCUCAUUUAACUGAAUUCAUACAAUCCCGCGCAGCCGUGGCUAGUACGUACUUUGGUCAAAUGAUUACCUCGAAAAAUGAAACCCGAAAGGAUGGAACUGACAGAUUGAAGAAGAAAUCCUUCUUGUUUAGUGGGAAUAGCACAAACUUAGCAACUCACAGCCAGAGAAUAUUUGACAGUAGUGAAUCAAAGGGAAGAAAUUUAUCCUGCGUACUAUGCAAAGGCACACACCAUCUUGAACGCUGUCACAAGUUCAGGGCUCAAAAUCUUCAGCAACGACAAGACCUAGUAAAGACGCACAAAGUUUGUCAUGCUUGCUUGAGCCCAGGACAUUUCGUGAAAGACUGCAGAGGUGCCCGCAUAUGCGGUGUUGAAGGUUGUCAGAGAAGGCACCAUCCUUUGUUACACUCAUCCGAAAUAAAGGCUAAGGAUUCUAAAUCAAGUGAAAGGAGUAAUUCAAAUCCUGAACCAUCUGAAAGCGACAGCCAAUCCAAAGCACUCCCAACGUCUGGAGUUGGCGCGACAAAUUCAUCAUAUAGCAGUUGUCGUAUAGGUUUGCAAGUUAUUCCAGUUAAGGUCAGCGCACCCUAUGGUAGUCGUGUGAUAGAAACUUAUGCGUUCUUAGACAGUGGCUCCAACACAACCAUGUGCUUAACCAGUUUAGCUGAAGAUCUUGGAGCCGAUUGCUCACCCAUCGAAUUCACGUUAGCGACUGUUUCAGGCAGCCACAAAAGUAAGGGUCAACAGUUAUCUCUCGAUGUGGUUGGAGUAUCCACGGGCAAAGGUGUCAGACUAGAUAAAGUUUGGACGACCAACACUCUUCCUGUUGCUCUAGAAAGUAUUCCCACGAACACUGAUGUAAAAGGGUGGUCUCACCUUAAAGGCGUUAAUCUAACCGAUUUAGUGGAUAAGAAAGUCACUAUCCUUAUUGGAAGUGACGUUCCCGAAGCUCUUUGCCCCCUUGAAGUGCGUUCUGGGAAAAGAAAUCAACCCUACGCAAUACGGACAAUCCUCGGUUGGACGGUGAUGGGACCUCUGAAGGGAAAACCUUAUCAAGAAGCUCAGAUGAACUUCAUUCAUGUUGAUCAAGCUCUUGGGUGUAUGGAAAGGGAAGAUGGUAUGAGUUCCAUUCGUCAGCAAUUGCAAAAUCUCUACAAUUCAGAGUUUAGCGAGUCGGCUGCUGACGUUAAAGAAUGUCUGUCGGUCGAGGAUCGUCGCGCAAAGGCAAUAAUGGAUAGAACUGUCAAGCUAGAAAAUCAUCAAUAUGAAAUUGGUCUUCCUUGGAAAUACGAUGACCCACUCCUCCCGUACAAUAAGUCUAUGGCUGAAAGGAGACUUGCUUAUUUGAAGAAACGACUUGAGAGGGACCCCAUACUUCACGCAAAUUAUAAGGCAACGAUGAAGGAAUACAUCUCAAAAGGGCACGCUAAAGUAGUUCAAGUGGAUAAACAAAAUACACAGGACGAGUCACUCAAAAAACUGGUUUGGUAUCUGCCUCAUCACCCUGUGACACACCCGCAAAAACCAGAAAAGACAAGAAUCGUUUUGACUGUGCUGCGAAGUUCCACAACGCAUCCCUAA
Messenger RNA from Xenia sp. Carnegie-2017, 3390 nucleotides. RefSeq lists its product as uncharacterized. Bases 328 to 3390 code for a protein of 1020 amino acids. The transcript is spliced from 2 exons. Lineage: Eukaryota; Metazoa; Cnidaria; Anthozoa; Malacalcyonacea; Xeniidae. The record is from RefSeq and is a predicted model, not a curated record.